This is a messenger RNA of Anopheles maculipalpis, 861 nucleotides long. RefSeq names its product collagenase-like. The coding region runs from base 1 to 861 and encodes 286 amino acids. Lineage: Eukaryota; Metazoa; Arthropoda; Insecta; Diptera; Culicidae. Gene Ontology annotation, molecular function: serine-type endopeptidase activity. Gene Ontology annotation, biological process: proteolysis. The transcript has a single exon. The record is from RefSeq and is a predicted model, not a curated record.
AUGCAGCUCUUUACGGUGUUUGUUGUGGUUGGUGUUGUAGCGGUAGGAUGCAGUGCAGUUGAUAGUGAUAGGAAGCUCAGCCAGCCGCGACGCCCGUUAACGGACGACAUCAAGGAUCUACCCACGUCAGAUGAUACGAACAGCCUCGCGACGGAAGGAUAUGACGCUUUCCCGGGACAGUUUCCCUACCAAGCUCGGUUAUUUAUUACAGCUGAAAACAUCUCGUAUGCCAUUCUUUCUUCUGGCUCACUCAUCACACCGAACUACAUCCUGACGCAUGCGGAUUCGUUGUACACUAGCAUGAUCAACUACAAUAACACGCAUGGAUAUGCAUUGCUGGGCUACAGCUCCGGCAGUGACACAGGGCGAGAGCAGCGUAUCAACUUCACCGAAAGCGGUAUCUAUGUUCAUCCACUGUACACCGGCUCCUUGUGCGAUAUUGCAACGAUUCGUUUGGACCACCCGGUAACGUUUAACCGAUUUGUGCAACCGAUUCGUUUGCCAAGAUUGUCCGACACCCGAACGUACGAAAGGAUGGAGGGCACAACCGUUGGUGAUAAGUAUAACGGCACGUUACGAUAUUUGCGCAAUCAGGUAAUGCUGAACCCCGAUUGCCAGGAGCUACAUCCACAUGCUUUCAUUCAUGCUCAGCAUAUCUGCACGAAUACGUACAUCGGAGGAGCAUUCUGCAACAGUAUGUACGGGGCAGGAUUGGUCGUGAAAGAUGACGGUGGUCCUGUGCUGGUUGGAGUUACGAAUUUGAUUUACUGGUGUGGAACGAACUAUCCGAUCGUGUAUGAACGAGUCUCCGAACUGCGGGAAUGGAUCGCUGAGAAUUCGGAUUAUGUGUUCGAUUUUUAG